Messenger RNA from Alternaria arborescens, 216 nucleotides. RefSeq lists its product as hypothetical. The transcript has a single exon. The coding region runs from base 1 to 216 and encodes 71 amino acids. Lineage: Eukaryota; Fungi; Ascomycota; Dothideomycetes; Pleosporales; Pleosporaceae. The record is from RefSeq and is a predicted model, not a curated record.
AUGGCCCCAAUCGACCCGGAGGAUUCCACGCGUGACAAAUUUAGGAGAGAACUCGCUUGGAUCACUAAAUAUAACGACCAUUACUUAUGGUUAUACAAUUCGCCUCUUGAGAUGAAUGAGCAGGCCAUUUGGUUUGACACGGCAGACGGGCGAUAUGCAUUUGUCGGUAGUGCUGAGACCAUCGCAUUCACUCCUCAGUACCCUGCUCAAGAAUAA